AUGGGAGACACACCGCUCGCCUCGUUGUCCCUCACUCAUGUUCACUACAACCCCGAUGACCAGCUGUCGUUCAUCUCAGCUUGGCUGGCCCUGGUCCCGCAGGCAUUAACUGUCUCCUAUGUGACCUUGAUCUGGUCUACUAGAGAGGUGGAGGUGAUCUUGAUGUUCGUCGGACAGAUGGCCUGUGAAGCUCUGAACUUCGUUCUCAAACGCCUGAUCAAGGAAGAGCGACCGCAAAUGAUGUCUGGUAAGGGUUACGGCAUGCCAUCCUCCCAUGCCCAGUACAUGACCUUCUUCUCUGUCUACCUUACCUUCUUCCUCCUUUUCCGUCACAGCCAAGCUUCCGCCAGCUCCUACCCCAACGCCGCCGUACUCCUCCGUAUACUGGUCAUGGUCGCCCUGUGCCUUGGAGCCUUGACCGUCGCUGCCAGCCGCGUCUACCUCAGCUACCAUACCCCGAAACAGGUGAUCGCCGGCGGUGCAGUUGGAUUCGUUUGCGCAGGCGGCUGGUUCUUGAUCACGAGCUUGCUCCGUCAUACUGGGUGGAUUGAAUGGGGGCUGGAACUGACUGUUUCCCGCUUGAUGAGAGUCCGUGACCUCGUUAUUGUAAACAUAUCGAACAGAAAAAACACAUGUCGCGCACGUGACCGCAUCCCAACACCGCAAUUCCAACUCAACCUCGUCCCCGCGAUCAGCAUCGCUGCUCCGCUGAUCCACUUUCUGCCAGGUACCCAGGAACACACAUCAAGAACUCCAAAGAUGGAGAUCUCAGCAGAGACACCUGAUGCCAUCGAGGAACAUCAUAUCGUCAAGGCUGACGAAGUUGACCAAACUGGUGCAGACAUCUCGCCAGUUUCAGACGACCAACUGAUGGAGGAGGUAGCUGAGGGGCUCCGCCAGGAACAAGCCCAGACUGCCGCCCCUGAGACGGUACCUGCAAAGUCCCUGAAGCGCCCAGAGCUACGACGCGAGAAUUCUGCGCCUCCCCCGCCUAUGCAACCGCCUCCUCCAGCGCCAGUGGUUACUGAUCGAUCUUCAGACUCGCUUAGCUUAGCUCAGCUGCGGAAGCUUGUCGGCGAAUUGCCGAAAAUCGAGCAGCCGGCGUAUGCUUUUGAAUAUGCUGACGCACAACCUUUUCCUGAUGAACUGGAAGAGUGGUUUCAGUAUAAUGACUUCGAUCGUGUCAUGCUGAUGGGCACUAAGUCGACUUUUAAUCAGAAAUGGCUUGCUUUUUGUUUGCAACGCCUGCCAGAUACACCCGAAGUGCCUUGGCUUGACGCUUCUGAGGAUGUGCGCCGUGAGUUUGUCUUGAAGAUGCUGGCAGAUCUGCAACUUCCCGAGACUACAGUGAGACUUGAGGCCCUUGAAAGUAUUUGCUACGUCGUUACUGGUGUGUGGGGUCUUACAGGUGGCAGAGUGGCCACAGAUUAUCACUCAGAUGGAGAUCAGCCAUCGGCUGAAACGCCUCUUCUCAAGUCCAUGCAGAUUCACUACAUCGAGGAGAACGUCUCGCUUGUUCAAGAGUGCUCAGGAUUGACCGUUUUGGUCGAGUACAUGUGCCGUCUUUUCGACAAGACUCGCUCAGCAUUGGGAUCAGAAACCAACGGCAUGGAGUAUGAGCGCUUGAACCCUGGUGAUAUUGCCGCUCCCGAGCGGGAGGCAAACUUGGUUCUCACAACAUUGUAUUUCGCCGUUGAGGUUGGCCGCAGACAAGAGGCGUCCAACCCCCAAUGUACGCCGAUUCGCGAUGUAUUUUCCUACUCUGAUCCAAGUCUGCUGGUGACUAUUGUUGAAAUCAUCGCCCGACUACGUUGGGACGAAUCUGCCAAUAUUCCCCUUACCAGGAUCCUUCUCUUGCUGUGGAAGUCUUUGUUGCUUGUUUUCGGCGGGACCAACGAUUUGAAACGCGCAAAGGAAGUACUGGAACCUGCUCUUUCCGCCGAGAAGGAUGAGUCCAAUCGCAGGACUCCUUUCCUGCAUGCCUCCCCGCUGGACUACCAUAUGUUCCGCCAAGAAAUUACAUCCAAAUACCCAGCCUAUAACCCUCCACCCCUCAUUGUUCCCCUCGAGCUGGAGAACAAUUCGAUCCUCCCGCCACUUCCGCACAACGCAGUCAAAAUGAACCCAUCCAGCGGUAUUUUCUGUGGUGUUGGUCCAUCAGUGUCCGGUGGAAAUGGCUCUAUCCUCCAACAAGCUGUACACAUCGCAACCCCAGCGCCAUCACCACCUCCCUCACCCAUUGGUCCCGGAGGAAAGGCCGGAAAGAAACAAAAUUAUCAGACUAAUCAGAAUUUCCCCUUUAUGUACCCGCCUCUUGAUGACUCUAGCAAUCGCAUUGGCGGGAAAGGUACAACGGAACGCCAAGACACCCUCGUUGGCAAGCGAUGGGAGGGUGGCGAUGUGCCUGCGUCGAUCGUGGAGGCCGGAAAGCUCUUUUCUACCCAUGUUAAGAUGACAAGAGCCAUGCGCCAGCUUUGGCAGGAGCGUGAACACUUUAUGAAAUAUGACCGUGGUUGGAAUUCGGAAGAAGCAGCCCAUUUCCCUGAUAAUAUGUCGGAUGAUCUGCCUGAUGAUUUCGAGUACUUGGACUUGUCGGGUGAUGAGGAGAAGCCCGAGCCGAAGCCCAAAUCCGUGGAGAAGGAAACUGAUGAUCCUGAUGUUCAACGUCGACUGGAAGCGGUUGAUUCUUUCUACACACAUACCCUGUCGCAUCUCCAGUCUAUCACGAUCGUUUUCUUGAAGAUUAUUCUGACCAAUGUCAGUUCGGUGGUUAGCCAGGCUGGAAGCCAGAAUAGCCAAGGCAUGAGUAACGGGAUGAACACAUCACAAAACCUUCUGUCUGAUGCAUGCAUUGACGAACUUGACAAUAUUCGGCUACGUGAAAUCACUGGCAAAGCUGUGUCUGGGACUCUGCUGCUUCUGCUCAAAUGGUUCAAGCGGUCUCAUAUCCUGAAAUUCGAAUACAUGACACAGCUCUUGCUUGACUCCAAUUACCUUCCAUUAAUCCUGAAAAUGUUCGCUCACCAAGAUGUCGACCAGGCUGUUGCUCAGAAAAAUGACCGCGAAGACCUGUCCUUCUUCCACUUCUGCCAGAGCAACACAGACCACCCUCUCGAUACGGACGACCACUCAGGUGGAGACACCGAAAGCGAAGACGAAGCAAUGCCACCCCCAAUCUCCCGCCACCGCCCCGACCCAACAGCCAAUGGCAGCGCCUUAGGUCUAUCAGAAGAAGAGCAUCUCAGCGACCUCAUGAACAGGCCCGCAAGACCCGAAGUCGACGAAUUAGGAUACCCAACGGCACCACCCCCCAAAGAACCGAUCAAAAUCUUCUCCUUCCGCAACUUCUUCUCAGCAAUCAACUACCUGCACGUGAUGCAAAAGAUUACCCGCGACAAAGCGCAUCGCUGCCUCCUCCUCGUCCAAUAUAAAUCAAGCAACAUCCUCCGCAAGGGUCUGAAAAUCCCAGACCCGCACCUCCGCUUCUAUACACUAAAACUUUUCAAAUCGCAAGUCCCAUACUGCGGCCGCAAAUGGCGCCAGAGCAACAUGCGCGUGAUAACAGCUAUAUACCUCUACUGCCGCCCCGAGCUGAGAGACGACUGGCUCGCCGGCUCAGAUGUGGACGCGGAGGUCGAAGAAGCGCUCCCGCUUGAGCAAGCGCUGCGUGGUCUUACGCACUGGUGGCACUUGAGGCAGUACAAGGAGGUCAUGGGUGGGAAUGAGAGGAAGGAAAUGAUGGAAGAAGAGAGGGAUUUCUUUGUUAGAGAGCUCGAGUCUAUGGGGUGGGGCGCUGAGGAGUUCUACGAAGAGCAGGAGGCGCAGAUUUCGACUGGCACUGAGUGGGAGGGUGUGCCGUUGCCUAUGGAGGGUUGGUCGUGA
Penicillium soppii is the source of this 3882-nucleotide messenger RNA. RefSeq names its product Phosphatidic acid phosphatase type 2/haloperoxidase. The coding region runs from base 1 to 3882 and encodes 1293 amino acids. The transcript has 9 exons. The record is from RefSeq and is a predicted model, not a curated record. Gene Ontology annotation, biological process: cytoskeleton organization. Gene Ontology annotation, cellular component: cytosol. NCBI's taxonomy places the organism in Eukaryota, Fungi, Ascomycota, Eurotiomycetes, Eurotiales, Aspergillaceae.